This is a messenger RNA of Lycium barbarum (goji berry), 3914 nucleotides long. Its product is annotated as AAA-ATPase At5g17760-like. The transcript is spliced from 2 exons. The coding region runs from base 2064 to 3515 and encodes 483 amino acids. Lineage: Eukaryota; Viridiplantae; Streptophyta; Magnoliopsida; Solanales; Solanaceae. The record is from RefSeq and is a predicted model, not a curated record. Gene Ontology annotation, molecular function: ATP binding; ATP hydrolysis activity.
CCCCCCAAAUGUUUGCUAUUUAUGUAAAAUGCCCAUUGAUAUAACAUUGUAAUUUGUGCUCCGUAUAUAAAACUUUAUUAUAUUAGUGUUUGCUAAGAAUACAAAGUCUGCACUUUUUUUUGUUUACGUUGUUUAUUUUUUUAAUAUGGGAUUCAUUUUUUUUUUAUAUAUAUAUUGCUUGAUUUUGUCAAUAUGGGAUACUAUGUUCAAAACACGAUUAAUAUGACAUUGUAGUUUGUGCUCCGUAUUUAAAACUUUAUUAUAUUAGUGUUUGCUACGAAUACGCAUGAUGUUUAAUAUGGGGCCCACAUUUUUUUUUAACAUUGUUUGUUUUUUAAAUAUGGGAUUCACUUUUUUUUUUCAAUAUUGCUUGAUUUUGUUAAUAUGGGGUCCACUUUUUUAUUUCCCGUGAGUUUGGAUGUGGUGGGUUCCACUUUUUUUUUUUAAUACUGGUUGUUGUUUAAUAUGGGACCCAUAAUUUGGGAUUCAUUUUUUUAUAUAUAUAUAUUGCUUGAUUUUGUCAAUAUGUGAUACUAUGUUCAAAACACGAUUAAUAUGACAUUGUAGUUUGUGCUCCGUAUUUAAAAUUUUAUUAUAUUAGUGUUUGCUACUAAUACGCACCGUGUUUAAUAUGGGGCCCACAAUUUUUUUUUUAACAUUGUUUGUUUUUUUAAUAUGGGAUUCACUUUUUUUUUUAAUAUUACUUGAUUUUGUUAAUAUGGGGUUCACUUUUUUUUUCCCGUGAGUUUGGAUGUGGUGGGUUCCACUUUUUUUUUUAAUACUGGAUAGUGUUUAAUAUGAGGCCCACAUUUUUUUUAAUAUUAGUUGUUGUUUAAUAUAUAUGGAGCCCGCAAUUUUUUUUUAUGGGCCUAUUUAAUAUGGGGCCCAAUUUUUUAUUUUUAUUUUAUAUAUACUAUGUUCAAAACACGAUUGAUAUAACAUUGUAAUUUGUGUUCCGUAUCUAAAACUUUAUUAUAUUAGUGUUUGCUAAGAAUAUAAAGUCUGCACUUUUUUUUUAUAUAUAUUGCUUGAUUUGGUCAAUAUGGGAUACUAUGUUCAAAACACGAUUAAUAUAACAUUGUAGUUUGUGCUCCGUAUUUAAAACUUUAUUAUAUUAGUGUUUGAUACGAAUAUGCAUGGUGUUUAAUAUGGGGUCCACAUUUUUUUUAACAUUGUUUGUUUUUUAAAUAUGGGAUUAACUUUUUUUUUUAAUAUUGCUUAAUUUUGUUAAUAUAGGGUCCACUUUUUGUUUCCGUGAGUUUGAAUGUGGUGGGUUCCACUUUUUUUUUUUAAUACUGGAUGGUGUUUAAUAUGGGGUCAAUAAUUAUUUUUUAAUAUUAGCUGUUGUUUAAUGUAUAUGGGCCCACACAUUUUUUUUUAUAUUUUGUUUUAUAGGCCUAUUUAAUAUGGGACUCAAACUUUUUUUUUAUGGGGGGUCCAUAACGGACGACGAAAAAGUAGUGGUGCUUCUUAAUAGUAGUAAUAAUAUAUAUAUAUAUUACUAUUUAAAGCACGAUAAUGGAUUUCUGCUCGUCGCGACGUGGACCACUUCAGAUUCCUUUUUACACAAACUUUAGAGCUUCAAAAAUUGGACUAGGACAAGUGUCAUCCUCAAACACUAUAAAGUACUUCGUUUAGUAUGUCGAACGGUGGUUUUACUUACCAGCACACCUAGACUUCCCCCACCCCCUGCUCUCAUUCUGAGGUCCCUUAUUAUUUACUCAUGUAAAUUUUUUUGUCCUUUCCAUAUGUGCAUGUGUACAAGUGGAUGGUUAAGAAUUCUAAUUUUAGUUGGUCUCGGAAAUUAGUCAAAACUAGUCUUUUGACUAGUUUCAACCCAAAACAAACUUGGUUUUGGUCCUUUUUUUUUUCAAAAGUUUACUGAUAUUUUCUUUUCCAAAACCCACACCAAGUUGGUUUAUAACUUGGCACUCCUUGUAGAAAAGAUCCCUUCUAGUAGGAAAAAAAAGAAAGUAGUAUAUAUAGUUCAUGUAGCAAAGCUCGUGUAAGUAUUGGAAAGUUCUCUGCUUUUGCUAAGUAGUGAAAAAAAAAAUUGUGGAAAGAUGAUGAGUCUCUCAGGAAUGCCUUCAGCCUCUUCAAUAUUCCAGGCUUAUGCCUCAAUGUCUGCUUCAAUUACUCUUUUUAAGACAAUGCUGAAUCAAAUGGUUCCUCAUCAAGUCCAGCAAUAUAUUGUAUUCAAAAUACGUAGCUAUUUUCGUCCAAAUUCAUCAGACGUUACUUUGGUUAUCGACGAAAGAGAUGGCAUGGGCAUCAACGAAGUCUACAACGCUGCUGAAACCUAUUUGUCAACCCGAAUCAGCCCUGAAAUUCAAUGUUUCAAGAUCAGCAAAAGACCUAAAGACACAAACGUGAAUGUUAAAUUCGGUAAUUGUGGGAAAAUUUCUGAUUCUUUCGAAGGGGUUGAAUUGGUAUGGAAGUUUGUUCAGGAACCUGGCAAAAACACAAUUUCCAGAUUUCGUGAUGGUGAUGGUGAUGGUGGUGGUAGUUGUGAGAAACGUUAUUUUGAGCUCAGCUUUUACAAGGAACACAAGGACAAGAUCUUGAAUUGCUACAUCCCUCUUGUAAUUAACAAAGCCAAAGCCAUGUGCAAUAACAAAAAAGUUGUCAAGUUGCAUGCCCUAAACAGUAAUCAUAGUUAUAAUCCUUCAACUUGGGAUUCCGUGAACCUUGAGCACCCUUCAACUUUUGAUACAAUAGCAUUAGAACCAUCACUCAAAAAAACCAUAAUAGAGGAUCUUGAUAGGUUUUUAAAGAGGAAAGAGUUUUAUAGGAGAGUUGGAAAAGCUUGGAAAAGAGGGUACUUAUUGUAUGGACCACCAGGGACAGGGAAAUCAAGCUUGAUUGCAGCAAUUGCUAAUUAUUUAAAGUUUGAUAUUUAUGAUUUAGAGUUCUCUAAUAUAAAACGCGAUUCGGAUUUGAGAAGGUUGUUGCUGAGCACCAAGAAUAGGUCUAUACUUGUCAUUGAAGACAUUGAUUGCGGUGUAGAGCUGCCUGAUAGAACUGAAAAUCGCACAAUUUGCUCUACAAAUGGUCGUUCACGAGAUUCUGAGCUUACACUUAGUGGAUUAUUGAACUUUAUAGACGGGCUAUGGUCGAGUUGUGGAGACGAAAGAGUUAUCAUAUUUACCACAAAUCACAAAGAGAGGCUUGAUCCAGCUCUGUUGCGACCUGGACGAAUGGACAUGCACAUUCACAUGUCCUACUUAACCAGUGAAAGCUUUAAGGUGUUGGCAACUAAUUAUCUGGAAAUAAGUGAUCCAAAUUAUAGGGGUUUUAAAGAAGUACAAGAGUUGAUUGAAGGUGUACAAAUCACCGCUGCAGAGGUUGCUGAGCAGUUUAUGAAAAGUGAAGAUCCUGAUGUUUGCAUUGAAGGUCUUGUUAAAUUUCUCAAGCGAAAAAGGAUCAGUAACAAUGAGGCAUCAGAGGAGACCAGGGAUAAUAAUACUACUCAUGAUGCGGCACAACUUCCUCAAAUGACCGUGGACUGUCCUUGAGAAACUCUCUGUAGGGCUUUCUUCUCCAAACUGGAUUUUAUGUAGUACAGUAUUUGUUUUGAAUCCAAUCGAUGUCAUUUGGGCAGCCAACGUCUCUUUCAAAAUGAUGCUAUCUGUGCAAGUGCAUUGAAUCGAGUGUCUGGACGCUGAUUGCACAUAGGCUUAGUGGAAAAGUUUUAUUUUAUGUCUCACAUGCCAUGUCAUCUUGUGUGAGGCCUUUAUUGUUUGACAUUUGGAUUGAUGGCCCCACUAUCACCAUUUUGCUGAUCUUUCUUCCUCAUUCAUCCCUUCUCUCUACUGUUUGGAAGCUUAUUCUCCGUAAAUCUUAGAUCUUCUUUUGCUUCUUCAUUUCUUUCCCUUAAAAAAUCAUUUUAAAAAUUUUAUUCAAAUAAUUAAAGA